AUGGCAACAAUACCAUUAAAACGAAUUACACUUUAUAAAAACGACUUGGGCUAUUUUGAGCGUGCAGCCGUCGUGGAAAACUCGAAAAUCGUGCUUGAUGUACCAAAAGCGAACAAAAAAUUGGUUAUUGACACAUUGUGUGUCAAUUAUUCGAUACCAGUCACGGUCAACUAUGAUAUCGAAGCACAUCAAAAAUUAUUAGCUGAAAAUCGCCAGGAGGAACUGUAUAAUUUUAUCCAAACGUCCGAUUUCAGCGCAUUUCUCAAAUCGUGUGUAGGCAACAAAAUUCAGCUAACAACGGCCAAACAGAAUCUGUCGGGAACCAUUAUCCACGUCGAUAAGAAAAUGUUAACAAUUAGCCAUGCUCAAUGUCAUGAACCAACCGAAAUGGAAAAGACGAUACUUUAUAUCAUGAUGAGUGCUGAUAAAUCAAUCCAAAAUUUUGACCUAAACAUGAUUGAAUCAAUUAAAUUCAUCGAUGAUUAUUUGCAAGAGCAAUUGGACAAGAUGUUGUACAAAGUAUCAACCGAACGAAAGCCAACAUUAAAGGAGUCGGACAAUGUUAAGAUAUAUUUCGACAUCAAUCAACCUGUAUCAGUGGAUGAAUCCAUUCAUAUAUCAUACAUAUUUCCUACCACUGAAUGGAAAUGUCUCUAUCGUUUGGAAAUAAAUUCAAACAAACUCGCUCAAAAAUCACCGACAAAAGUUGAUCUAACCCUAUUUGGUGUCAUCCAAAAUACGACAAACGAAGAUUGGAAGAAUGUGCUACUAUCAUUGGUGGCUAAUGAACUAGAAAUAUUAAAAAAUAACAAACAAACGCAAAUAUCAACAGCGAAACGAGAAGAAGCGCGACCGUUAAACUAUCAAAUAUUUUUUAAACCAUUGACAGGAAAAAUGCUCGUACUUGAUGAUCUUAAACCGUCUGACACAAUUGACCAUGUUAAAUCGAGAAUUCAAGCUAAAGAAGGUGUUCCACCGGACCAACAACGACUCAUAUUUGCCGGAAAACAGUUAGAAGAUGGUAGAACAUUAAGCGAUUACAACAUCCAAAACGAAUCGACUGUCAACAUGGUUUUACGUUUACGAGGUGGUCCAGCUGCCUCUCGGCCUGAAUCAAAAGCUUCUGAAAAACAGAAUGUGAUUGAAGAUGAUAAUGACGAUUUUGAAUUGCUAGAUGUAUCUCAGACAAGUGGUCUAUCUGAACUUGUUAUUUACAAUUUAAACUCGUUCACAACAAUACCAGCAAAACAAAGUGCCCUCGUCACAAUAAACAAAUGGAAUGUACACGGCGAACUUGUUCUGUACUAUGACCCAAAAGUGAAUGAUUUAAAUGCCAUAAAAGCUGUUCAUUUGUUCAAUGAUACGGGCUCAGUUUUAGCUCCUGGAUCUGUGGCUGUAUUGGACGAAGGACGAUUUGUUGGACAGUGUCAGUUUACGCCAAUGUUAGCGAAAGAUGAUCAAGUAAGACCUAGUUAA
Didymodactylos carnosus is the source of this 1476-nucleotide messenger RNA. The record is from the annotation of a GenBank genome assembly. Lineage: Eukaryota; Metazoa; Rotifera; Eurotatoria; Philodinida; Philodinidae.